GCCUUGCGCCUUCGGAUCAAGAGCUGGACCACAGCAGUUGACUGCUGAGUGUUGACCGGCGCGGAUGGUCGCUUAUUCAAAAGAAAAGAAUCGCGCGUUGGAACUUUAGUGCGGUACAAUGAUUCGGUGGAAAUUGAUGCUGGCGGCGGUGCUAUCUGCUUGGUGCUGGGUGGUUGUUCUGGGGGCGAACUAUGAGAUUAAAAGAUCGGAGUACAACCGGAUGCCGCGAUUGUUCGAGUACGAUCACUACGAUGAUUGUCUCUAUAGUGAUCCGGAAGAAGUGAAGGCGACGUACUGUCUGGUUCGGGCGGUGAUCAAGCCCGAUAACGGGUCGGAGUUGUGGCGAUUGAUUGAGAAUUUUUCCAGUAAUCAGAAGAUGGUUUUGAAUCAUGCGGCUCUUGAUCGGGGGAUUUGUAUCACUGAUUCGGACAGAACGGAAAUGCUGGGAGGUGAAAAUGCAAGUGAAUUGAUUGUGCCGAAGUUCGACAUUGAUUUUCCGUAUAGAAUCAACUAUAUAACGUUUAGGAAUUCUGAUGCAUACAAGCAAAAUUACUCUGAUAUUAUCAACAUUAUGGUCAACAAAGAUCUCACAGAAACAUAUGGACUUAAAGCCUAUACAGAAAUCGAAUAUUGCGAUCGAACUGGAGUGGACGAUUUCCCCAUUGACACUCUGGACAUCGCAUUCAUGGUCAUCAUGGCGGUUCUGAUCAUUCUGGUGGUCCUAUCGUCGUGCUACGACAGCCACUGCAAGGUUGGCUUCGGUCUCAAUCACUACCGAGAGGAUCUACCCACUCCAAGAUCCAGUCUGCUGGCUUCGUUUUCGAUGAUACGGAAUUGGUACCGGCUGACGUCCCGCUCCCGUGACCAAAUCAAUCGAGAGCUUCGGCCAAUCCAAUCGGUUCGGUACCACAGCUUUAUCUUGACGCUGAUCGGGCAUGCGUGCCUGAUGGUGCAACCCCGCACGGGAUGGGUCCUGGAGCAGAAGUAUCGGGAGCUGCAAACGAUGAUCAUCGUGAAUGGCUUCCAGAUAAUAUCGACCUUCAUUUUAUUGGGUGGAUUCGUAUUCACCGUGAUGUUCAUCCAGAAGAUCAACGAGUCGGGUAGGAAGCCCGGAUUUUUUGAAAUUAUUUUGAUCACCGUGAAUCGAUAUAUUCGGUUAACUCCGGUGUAUGCGCUAGUGCUUCUGUUCGAGGCUACGUGGUUCGUGCGGUGCUAUGACGGUCCAUUCUGGCGCAGAGCUGCGGAAACGGAACUCACGUUCUGUCGGCGAAACUGGUGGACCAAUAUGCUCUACAUCAACAACUACUACACACAGGAAGAACCAUGCUUGCAGCAUUCCUGGUAUCUGGCGUGCGAUUUCCAGCUGUCGUUCAUUGGGUUGCUUUUGGUCACCGCUGUACUGAGAUUCCCGAAGAUGAAGAUGUUCCUGCUGACGUUGGUGACCAGUGUUGCGGCAGUGAUUCCGGCCAUCGUGGUCUACAAAAAUGGCUUUGAAGGCGUGACUAUCUUUUCACCUGAAGCAAGACGAUUUGUUUUUCAAUACGACGAUGGUUACAUAAAAACCUAUCUACCCACUCAUAUGUAUCUCAUCCACUAUUUAAUAGGAAUUAUCUUUGGAUUGCUGUACUUCAAACUGAAACAGAUCAAUUACAAACCAAAACCAGUUGUGCUGUACCGAGCCAUUUGGUAUUUACUCUACCUUAUCGGCAUUGCCCAGUGCUUCGUAGGCGUAAUUUUCUACAGGAACGACUUUCCCAAACCCUCGCUCUGGAUGUCGAUAUACGCCGCUGUCUCUCGGAUAGUUUGGGCGCUCAUCAUCGGGUUCGGUAUGAUGGGUUUCGUCUACCGAAUCAGCAAAGCCUUCGUCCGGUUUACCAACAUCCGGAUCUUCGAAGUCUUCGGGCGACUGACGUACGGUGCUUACGUGGGACAUUUCUUCAUCAUUAAAAUCAUGUUCUACAACGUGCGCGAGCCGUCCGAUAUGAGCGUUUUCGAAAUUACGACAAAAAUUCACGCGACCAUAUACCUCUCGUAUAUGCUGUCGCUGUUUUUGACCUUGCUGGUCGAACUGCCCGUGUCGGCAAUCCAGAAGCAGCUGCUGGGCAGUUUAAUGAAGCCCAAACGGAAGGACCAGAACGGAAGAGAGCACAUUUCCAACGGCGUAAAGAAGGAUUCACUGAACGGCGGAUUUACUAGCAAUGGAUUCAAGGGAACAUUUCGGGGAAACAUCAACUAGAUAUUAAGCUGGAAAGACUUCUUCAGAUUCAUCAGAUCAUUUUUAUAUUUAUAAACAUUAUUCAAAAUUGAUGAGAGUGUUUUCGUUGUUGUGUGU
Molecule: messenger RNA, 2332 nt
Organism: Armigeres subalbatus
Lineage: Eukaryota; Metazoa; Arthropoda; Insecta; Diptera; Culicidae
Product: nose resistant to fluoxetine protein 6-like
Exons: 9
Coding region: 119-2236 (705 amino acids)
Molecular function (GO): acyltransferase activity, transferring groups other than amino-acyl groups
Source: RefSeq, a predicted model, not a curated record